This is a messenger RNA of Notothenia coriiceps (black rockcod), 1501 nucleotides long. RefSeq names its product proteoglycan 4-like. The record is from RefSeq and is a predicted model, not a curated record. The transcript is spliced from 9 exons. NCBI's taxonomy places the organism in Eukaryota, Metazoa, Chordata, Actinopteri, Perciformes, Nototheniidae. Bases 62 to 1501 code for a protein of 479 amino acids.
AUUUUGCCACCUUCCGAACAAGGAAAGUCCAACUAAAAAAGUGGAAAAGUGGCUGCUGAGAAUGGUGGACUUGGAUCCACUCUACGAUGACCAGUUACCCUCAUCUCCUCGGUACGUGACCUUUAAUGUUGAGGCAAACCAGAGUGAGAGGGAGGCUUCAAGCGGCCCUCAAAAAGGGAAACUAAUGGGAACAAUUCUAAAAGGUCACAUGGGUCCCAAAGGAGAUGAAAUGCACCCCUCAAGGUCACCCAGUCCUAAACUAGUCAUCGAUCAGGACAUCCCAUUCAAAGCACACAUGCCAGCGAAGACAUCCAGCCCUAUUGACAUAAAUAUGGCUGUCAAAGCGCUCGACAUUGAAAAAGACCGAGCUAUGUCUCCACUUCUGUUUGCCUGUGAGGAAGAUGGAGACGCAAAGACAGAGCCUCCACCCAAUGGACACGUCACAGAGGAAAGUAUAGACUUUGAGUUUGAGUCUCCUCCAAGCAAGGUGGUAAUAAGCAGACCUAAGAGGUCCAGUGAGCAAAAUAAGGUGGAGGAAGCACGCAAAGAGAGUCAAACUCUAAAAAUAAACCCACCGCAGAAACCUCAAACACCUGUUGUGGAGGUCCAAAGAAAAACACCAAGGAUAGAAAUGGUAGACCCCCCCGCAGCAGCAGUGAGACGAGAGCCUGAACUCGCAGCUCCUGAGAAAAGAAUUGAAACUGUUCCAGAGCAGCCGUUAGUGGAGCCCGUCCGCGUGCAUAAAAACAUCGCGGCUUUUCUUCAGAAGCUCAGAGAUGCCGCACAGUCCAAACCUGCAUGUACGAGGAAGUCUGCAUCACCCAUGAAAGUACCCACUCCUCCUCCUGAACCAGAGGAUGAUUUCCUGAUUCUGGAGGACGACCCUGCUCCUUUUUGGGUUUCCAUCCGGAGUAAAACUGCCAAGAAACAGAAACGGAGCGGAACGACCAGCAUCGUCAAAGGCAGCGUGACAGAUAAAAGCACGAAGAGAAGCUCAGCUGAGACACAGCAGGAACCUGAAGAGACGGAGAGAAAACCAAGAGCGCCCAGUGGCAAACGGAAGACGAAGAAAACGAAAGAGAAGAAGAACGAGGUGACCGAGGCUGAGGAGGAACUACCCGGUCCUGAGGAGCCUCCUGUGGACUCGAUAGACGAGAAGAGGCCAAACGAGAAGAAGCCAAACGAGAAGAAACAAGGACUGAAGAAGGUACCGUCUGAAGACAGCGACGAGGAAGAGGAGCCGCCGAAAACAAGCAAGGAAACACAGGAAGAUGAACCCGCUGUGAGAAUAGAUAAGAAAGCUCUUUACUCAAAGACUUUAAAAGAUGCCAAGACGAGCAGAGCUAAGCCGAUGAAGACGGGCAAAAAAGUGCCGCAGGGAUCUGAUGGAGAAACGGACAAGGCUUCAAAGAAACAAGGUCCGAGCAGCGAGGAAGUGGGGGCUACAGACCUGGGGGCUCUUUCAGGUAAACAACUCCUAAAAUCUCUUCAUACGUGUUGA